Messenger RNA from Fusarium venenatum, 228 nucleotides. The record is from RefSeq and is a predicted model, not a curated record. Lineage: Eukaryota; Fungi; Ascomycota; Sordariomycetes; Hypocreales; Nectriaceae.
AUGCCUGCCCUUCACGAUGUUGGACUUGCAGUGGGGAUCAUAGCCAUAUCUGAUUCCAACGUCCUGCUGGACACAUUCAGCUCAGUGGACUUUCAAGAUGUCUACCGCAGUCCAGACGAAUGUGUGGACUGUCUGCGGAAGAACGGGGAACGUGACAAGAUAUUGAAGCAGAAGCGACCUGUUGCUGACACUGGAGCCGAGAAUCGCCAGCCCGAGGGAACUAAUUGA